AUGGCGGCGGGGGCGGGUGGCGCGGCCCUGGCGCGGGCGGCGCUGGCGGCGCCGCUGGUGCUGCUCUACUACGGCUUCUCCAUCGGCAUCACCUUCUACAACAAGUGGCUGAUGAAGAGCUUCCCGUUCCCGCUGCUGGUCACGCUGCUGCACCUGCUGCUCAUCUUCGUUCUGGCGGCGCUCGCCCGCGCCCUGGAGCGCUGCCGCUCCGGGCGGCCGCGGGCAGCGCUGUCCUGGGCCGACUGCCUCCGCCGGGCCGCCCCCGCAGCUCUGUCAACUUCCUUGGAUAUUGGGCUGAGUAACUGGAGCUUCCUGUAUGUCACUGUCUCCCUCUACACAAUGACCAAAUCCUCUGCCAUUCUCUUCAUCCUGCUUUUUUCACUGCUCUUCAAGCUGGAGGAAAUGAGGGUGACAUUGCUGCUGGUGGUUCUGCUCAUUGCUGGGGGACUCUUCAUGUUCACCUACAAGUCCACACAGUUCAACGCUCAGGGGUUUGUGCUGGUGCUCUGUGCCUCCUUCCUGGGGGGCAUUCGCUGGACUCUCACACAGAUCCUGAUGCAGAAGGCUGAACUGGGGCUCCAGAAUCCCAUUGAUAUCAUGUUUCACCUGCAGCCGCUCAUGUUCCUGGGGCUCCUCCCACUCUUUGCCGUGUUCGAGGGCCUUCCUUUGUCCAUAUCAGAGAAGCUCUCCCGUUUCCAUGAAGCAGGAAUGCUGUUCUCUCUGGUAGGGAAGCUGUUCUUGGGUGGAAUUCUUGCCUUUGGUCUAGGCUUUUCUGAGUUCCUCUUGGUUUCCAGAACAUCUAGCCUCACCCUUUCCAUUGCUGGCAUUUUUAAGGAAAUCUGCAUUUUAUUCCUGGCCACACAUUUACUGGGAGACCGCCUCAGUCUCUUGAACUGGCUGGGCUUUGCUGUCUGCCUGUUGGGAAUCUCCCUCCACGUUGUUCUCAAAGCCAUGAAUUCCAAAGGUGACAAAGCACUGGAGCCACACAAAGAGGGCAGCUCUGACCCUGACCUGCAGCUGCUGCUGCGCCACCCCGAGCAGGCUGAGGAAGAGGAGGAGGUUGUUGAAACCCCACAGCAGCACUGACUGAACAUGAAGCACAAAGCCAUCUGCUCUGUUCUUACCUAACCUGCCUGACAGCUAUCCAGGAGGAAGGUCCAAAAGUCUCUGUGACCACCCAAAGCAGAGCCAGGGCCCGCUGAGAGAAUUCUGCUGUUCUGCUGCAGUGUGGAUCUGUAGAUGCUGCACAAGAAAAGGCAACAUUCCUUUCACAGGAACUUGGAGAACAAGCCCUGGUUCAGUGUGUGUAGAAUGGUGAGGUGAGACAGGGAAAAGCUAUGAAAAGUCCAUUAGGGGAUCCUGAAAGCUGUUUACUGACAAUGCAGACCAUGAGCUGUAGAAUGAACAUGGGCAUGUCUGGA
Messenger RNA from Melozone crissalis (California towhee), 1421 nucleotides. RefSeq names its product solute carrier family 35 member C2 (gene SLC35H1). Gene Ontology annotation, cellular component: cis-Golgi network; endoplasmic reticulum-Golgi intermediate compartment; Golgi apparatus. Lineage: Eukaryota; Metazoa; Chordata; Aves; Passeriformes; Passerellidae. Gene Ontology annotation, molecular function: antiporter activity. The record is from RefSeq and is a predicted model, not a curated record. The transcript has 9 exons. The coding region runs from base 1 to 1086 and encodes 361 amino acids. Gene Ontology annotation, biological process: UDP-glucose transmembrane transport.